GUUCGCGGUCGGUCGAGACCCGUAGUAGAAGCUGACACCUGACCGCACGAUACGAGGAGGCUCCUGCUUCCCGCCACUGGGUGGUGGUUGGACAAAAGUCAUCUUGCUUCCCACGCAGGCUUCAUGUAGGUUGGCCCAACGGCCACCGGAGAGGCCCCUCGCUCACCACCAUGUCACUCACCAUUGUCGCUGUGCUUCCAUUCCAAGCUUAUCUCGCCGCUUCGCCGCGAUGGGCCAGGGCUUGAUGCGGCUCGUCCAGGCGGGGGCCACAUCACCACCAGCCAUUGAGCCAGGCCCCUCCCCAGGGAGCGGCCCCACCCGUGUGUCUGCCCUGAGCUUCCACCAUGGGUGCCGGACUCUGACACCUGUCUGGCACCUAUAAGGUAAGGUUGGUUAGUGCUAACCUGGAAGGCACUGCACUCCAUUCAGGUGGGCUCCCCUGCCGUGCCAUGGACGGGCAGGUCGCGCCAGGCAGCCUGGGGCACUUGCAACUGCCUGGAGGUCGAGGUCCCGUCCACCUCAUCUAGUGAAGUCUCCACUCCACCUCAGUACCGCACCAAAGGCACCACCCACCAGCGAGCGCCAGCAGCGCGCGGGCCAUGCGAAUAGCCCGCCAUCCGCAAGCACCAUCCCAUGGAAGGAAGACGGACAUGGAUGAUUGUUGGAGGCCAACGUCAGUCCAUCCACAACACCAACGCUCGUACACGUCUCCCAUCGCAACCGCCCAAUCGGGCCACCAUGGGUCUUUCUUCUCGCUUCAGCCGCUACCGCGUUGCCUGACUGACUGCUGCGCACACCUGUGCACCACCGAUCCUCGCUCGUGACGUGACGUCCAUUCCUCCACCAUCGAUCCCCUCCCUCCAGAGCGGCGUCAGCUCCGACCGCCACGACCAUCUAACGACUCGACGAGACCCGCGCAAACUCCUCGCCGACGGAUGGAAUCCAUAACACACCGAACGUUCCGAUAAGAAGCAUCUAGAGAGCCGCUCGACGAAUGCUACAAGUCCGACCGGGGGCACAGUCCCAGCCGGCGGGCACAUUUCCUCUUGCUCGCGGGCUGCUACCUCGCUGGCCGCAGGCCAGACGAGCAUCGCCAUGCCGCCUCAACCUUCCCGGGAGGCGCCGCAUCAGCAUCAUGGCCCUUCUACACAGCCUGGACGGCCGAGCCUGGACCGCGACGGCUCUGGCUUGCAGCUCCCCAACGGCGGCCCCGCGCGCAACUUCUCCGCUUCCUCAGUGUCCUUUGCGCCGCGUGGCAGCAGCCUGAACCCCAACGCCGGCCCUGGUAGCUUCAGCUCCGAGCUGCGGAGUCAGAUGAUGUCCACGCGCGCGGGCAGUCGCGUCGAUGUCGCCGGCUCCGUGUACCCAGGCAGCGUCAUGGACAAGGUUGACGAGGACGCGGCCAUCUCGGCCGCCGAGCAGGCUCUGGCAUCCCUCAAAGAUCGCUUGAAUCGCGAGAUGAAGAUCAAGGAGGGGAGCGAAAACAUGCUCGAGGCGCUCAACAUUAAGAAAGCGAAGCAGACCAAGGAGCAGCGCCAGAGAGUCGAGGCCGAGUUGAGUGCGAGCAACCUGCGCAUCAAGGAGCUACGACAAAAGAUAUCCGACGCGCAGCGCACGAAGGCUCUGCCCCCGAUGCCCACCACGCCGACCAGAAACCGUACACAGGAGAGCGCAUCUCAUCCCACUGCCGCGCUGCGGUCACCGCCGAGUAUCUCGAGGUCAGCUGCCGGCUCCGAUGUAGACGAGCUGCUCGAGAGUCCAAGCUUCCUCUUAGCCGAGCUUCUUCAAGCACUCGAGGUGGAGGGCAUGACACCCGAAUACUACGUGAGCCGUGCGAACCAGCUCGCGGAUCUCUUCAGGAGACAUCCAACUAUCAAGUACGACCUUGUCUGGUCCAUUUUUGGCCUGCGCAUGCAGAUGAUGCUCCUGAGCGAGAGUCGGGAGGUCGUCGCAGCAGGCUACCGAGCCACGAGAUACGCCAUAUCAGACAUAGCCUCACUCAAGAAAAUCCGCAGCCUCAAUACUGAUUUCCUGGUCAUACGGUCGUUGAACAAUUAUCGCAAAGCCGACGUUGAACGAGAGCAGGCUCUCAAGUUCGUGCGAACCUUCCUCGACGUUAAGAACGGUGUCAAGGAGAUCUCACGGGCUGUUGUUCGGACAAUCGUGGCCGUUGCCGAGCAAGGUGAGGAGCGUCGCCCUGGAAUCCAGCCCGCAGAUCAGAAUAUCGAUAGGCUGCGGCCCAUCUGCAUCGAGACUCUUGCCGAGAUCAUGGUCCGGGACCCGCGUCUUCUAGUAGCAUCUGGCGGCCUCGGGCCGCUCUCUGAGGCGCUGGCUGAGGGGACAUACAAGGCGCCCGAAAGCCUCAUGUCCGCGUUUCUGUUCCUGCUCGACACUCCUCAGCGACGCAAGUACAUCCUGCCGGGCUACGGUCUGGAUGUCGUUUUCACUGCAUUCACGGACCAGCUGGCAGGUGCCGAGAGUAUAUUGAAACAGAGCUCGAGGGCUAUAUCUGUCGCGAUGAGGUCAUGGUCUGGUCUAAUGGCCCUGUCAAUGUACGACUUUCGACCGAUUCGCUCGCUCAUUGCCAGCAUCUUGUUCCCCAAUGCGGCCAUUCGAGAGACGGUACUGGACUUGCUCUUCUCGCUGCUACGGAUCAAGCCGCCUGCUUGGGCGACAUCGUUCUUGGCCGGACGCAGGCUCACGACUUACGGCCGAGUCGCCAACAUGAAGUCAUCGAACGCGAGGGACAGGAGCGCCACAUUGUAUCUUGAGGAGGACAACAGCGAACAGAAUUUCGUGGACCAUUACACCGCCCUUCUACUCGCCAUCUUCAUCAAAGUAGGGCUCUUGCAGAGCCUGUUGCAUAUUGCCCAGUCUGAGGAGGACCCCAUGCUGAAGCGCAAGACAACCUUACUGAUAGGGGAGGUGCUGAAGCUGGCCAGCAGGCUGCUUCCUCCCUCAUGGAGCUCUGAGCUUCAGCUCCUUCCGGAGCUCUUCUCUGCAGCGACCCAGUUCACAAACGAGGACCACUUCAUAGCCUCAGGUAUUGUCUACCAAAUUAGCAGCGUGAGCCGGACGCUGUACAGGAGCGCGCCGUCCGAAACCAUGGCAGGCGCCCUCCCUUCCAGUGACAGCAUGCAGAGUAUGGGACUGGUUGAUGAGCACCCCAAGACCAACACGUCCAUUGUAUUCGACGAUGCUACAUUUCGACAGCUACUCAUCGACACAGGGGUUCUGAACAGCUCAAACUACAUGAAAUGGAACUGGGAGGUCAUCAUGAAGGUGAUCGAUGGGCCCCUGCAGGUGGGGAAACGGCUGGAGGAGGCCAUCAAGGCGUCAAAAUUCAUGAAGCGCAUCAUGAGCUUCUACCGGCCGUUCAAGUACAAAUUCGCCGAAAUAAAGAACACCAGAAACACGCAGAAGUACGUCAAGGCGGGUUGCGCGCUCAUGCAUUCGCUGCUGCAGUCACCAGAAGGCAUCAAGUUCCUCGCGGACAGCAAAUUGUUGAGGCAAGUUGCUGAGUGCCUAGCACAAUGCGAUCCAACGAGCGGGUUGACGGCACAGUUUCCAAUGUUCGCCAAAGACCGACUUACAGACACUCUCUGCUGUGGCUACUUCCCCAUGCUAGGCGUACUGAGCACUGACCCGAAAGGGCUACUUCUGCUAGAACGGUGGCGAAUGUUCAACAUGAUGUACCACAUUGUGGAUCUGAAGCAGCGUCCGGAUCUGAUAAAGCUGCUUUUGACCAAUUUCGAUUACAGCCUUCAGGGCCACCCGCGCGUACUGCUAUCCAAGGCCCUGACAGGCGGCACCAAGGACAUCCGGAUUCAUGCCACCAAUACGCUCCGCAAAUGCACCAUGAGGCCGACGCCUUCUCUGAAAAAUCAGGACAGUGCAAGCGACUCCAAGUGGGCAAUCCAGCUUCUCGUUACGCAGCUAUAUGAUCCCGAGAUCGAAGUUUGCUCAACCGCAAUCAAGAUACUCGAGAACGCGUGUAACAGGAAGACCUUCUUGGAGUACAUCGUCGAGUGUCGGCCCGCGCUCGACCAUCUAGGGGAGAUCGGUGCGCCGUUGCUCCUGCGCUUCCUAUCCACGUCGAUUGGAUAUCAUUACCUGGAUGGAUUAGACUACAUCAGCAACGAGAUGGACGACUGGUUUCUCGGCCGCAACGACUCGUACGUUGGCGUCAUCGAGGCGAGCUUGGCGCGGGCGUUCUUGUCUGAUCCGGACGAUAACACGCACCGCAUGAGCCUCUUCGACGAAACAGUGGCGGAGACCGAAUUUCACGACACGCACGUGCCGCCACACUUUUAUAGGGAGCUUACCCGUACGCGAGAGGGCUGCAAGUUGCUCAGCGACAAGGGCCACUUCGAAGACUUUGUCGCGACGAUUCGGGACCACGGCAUGCAGACGGUGGAGGGUGAGCUGCUCACAAAGGUGAAGGGUUGCUUGUGGGCAGUGGGCAAUGUUGGCUCCAUGGAACUGGGUGCGCCGUUCCUAGAAGCAAGUGACGUCGUGGAACGCAUCAUAGAGAUCGCGGUAUCGCACGGGGUAAUGAGCAUGCGAGGUACAGCCUUCUUCGUGCUCGGACUCAUCUCACGAUCCACGCAUGGUCUUGAGAUCCUGUCGGAGCACGGAUGGGACGCCAACACGACGUCAAUGGGUGCCUCUCUUGGCCUUUGCAUCCCGAACGACCUCUCAAAGCUGUUCACCCUGACGCCGUGGCAGCACGUCAAUAUGGCAUCAAUGAAGCUUCUCGACUCGCAACGCACGAUCCAGGAGCAGCCCCCGGCGCGCCAGGCGCUGCCACCCUUGGAGGCGUCGGAGAUGCCACCACUGCUCAGCGACGCAGAUGUCAACGAGCGUAUCAUGGGCCUCAUUGUUGAUUUGGGCAACAUGGUACUCUACAAAAAGGCACUUACAGAACUGCAAAAGCUGAAACAGAGGAAGCCCAACGCAUUUCGAAGCACCGACUUCUUCAAGAAGGUGAUGGGUCUGAUGGAAUGGAACCAUUACCGAUUAGGGGUGCGGCGACUGGUGAUUGACUUGUUCGAGAAGAACGUCAUGAGACAGAUUGUGUUUGGCGAAGAAGAGAGCGACAGCGGAGGCGAGGCAGAGCCAACGGGGGAUGAUGGCGCCGAGGCAAGCUCGGGAGACGAUCGCACUGAGAGACAGAGGAGCGUGAGUGAGCCGGCGGAGUUGCCGUCGGAUCUCAUGCCCGCGCCACUCCAUGUGCGACACGAGCACACUCGAUGGGGAUGACUGUUGACCGCACGGCGUACCGGUAAAGGCUCCGAGGGAAAGCAUGGUUGACUACUUGAGGCGCGGGGUUCCUAUGAGCGAUGUACACGCAACGAUGACAGCAAGGAGGCAUCAAAUGGCGAUCUUGACCCGGUCUGGAGGGGGGGCGUUUAAGCGCGGGGAUUAUGUGACUUUUAUCUGCUGCCUUUUCGGCAUUUGUGUAUGGCUCUGCGUUGGCCUGCUAUUUGUUCUGCGCAGGAUACUUGGUUGCCGCCUUGAGGUUCGGGCUGGAAUGGAAGCUGGAGCAGCGGACGGGUGCUAUUCCUAUACCAUUUACGAGGUAGUGAAAGUGUAAGACAAGAUGUAACCAUGUAGAAUUCUCCUUGUGGCGUAUUUCACGCGAGCGAGCGGAACUGGACAAGAAAGGGCAUUGCUUGAGGCUGCUAUUUGUUCCGGGUUGGUGAUUGUCUUGGUUCGAAAGGCUGGAU
Molecule: messenger RNA, 5729 nt
Organism: Purpureocillium takamizusanense
Lineage: Eukaryota; Fungi; Ascomycota; Sordariomycetes; Hypocreales; Ophiocordycipitaceae
Exons: 3
Coding region: 1096-5262 (1388 amino acids)
Biological process (GO): TORC2 signaling
Cellular component (GO): TORC2 complex
Source: RefSeq, a predicted model, not a curated record